Macrobrachium nipponense is the source of this 898-nucleotide messenger RNA. Its product is annotated as ionotropic receptor 93a-like. Gene Ontology annotation, cellular component: membrane. Gene Ontology annotation, molecular function: ligand-gated monoatomic ion channel activity. The record is from RefSeq and is a predicted model, not a curated record. The coding region runs from base 38 to 898 and encodes 286 amino acids. Lineage: Eukaryota; Metazoa; Arthropoda; Malacostraca; Decapoda; Palaemonidae. The transcript is spliced from 4 exons.
ACAGCUACCUGCAUACGGCAGGAGUGGACGAGGACAGAUGGUCAGGGUAGGAAGCUGGUCCCAGGAGGACGGUCUGACGGUGGUCUCGAACUUCCAGCUCUACCCUGAGAAAUACCUGAACUUCUUCGGUGCCGAGGUGGGCAUGACGGUGUGGCCCUUCAUGCCAUAUUUCAUGGCUCGAGAGGAGCCUGUGGACGCCAGCAGUGGCGCCCCUAGCGGGAGCACAAGCAACUACACUGGGAGAGACUACAUCAUGCUCGAGACCAUGAACCAGUUUCUCAAUUUCUCCAUCAAGUUCAUUCCCACCAAAUCCUGGGAUGAGGUCAUCCUCCUGGUGAAGCAACGCGUGUCCUUCAUGUCCCCGAUGAAGCUAGCCAUCAUGCCCCACCUCCUGAAGGAACUCGAUUUCACAGUCCCCAUUGAGCCUGCCACGCUGACGUUCAGUAUGGCCAAGCCUACGCUGAAGCCCCGCUGGCAAAGCCUCUAUUAUCCGCUGACCGGUCAAGUCUGGGCUUCGAUCCUGGCCAUGAUGAUUAUCAUGCCCAUCGUUUUCAUCGUGAUCACCAAUAUCGGAAAUGCUCGCGAGAACAAGGGUCUCCCUGGAAGGAUCAUCCUGGAAAUGACUGGAACUCUCCUUGGUCAGAACUUCACCAGCGAACCGUCCACGACGAAUUUGGCGAGGCUUCUGGUCGGCUUUUGGGUGGUGUUCGCCUUCAUCAUGGGCACGGCCUACAGGGGAAACCUAACCGCUUUCUUGACCAUACCCAAAUACCCGCCCAGGGCAGAGAACCUCCCGCAGCUGCUAGCGAAGAACGCCAAGUAUGAGAACCUUUUCUUAUUUACGACUUUUGCUGGCAGUUAUGCUAUAUUCAAAGGUGCUACAUCUAUAGCACCGUGA